Molecule: messenger RNA, 759 nt
Organism: Lytechinus pictus (painted urchin)
Lineage: Eukaryota; Metazoa; Echinodermata; Echinoidea; Temnopleuroida; Toxopneustidae
Product: putative nuclease HARBI1
Exons: 1
Coding region: 1-759 (252 amino acids)
Source: RefSeq, a predicted model, not a curated record
AUGGCAGCUUUCAUCCACCGCCUGCACCACAACCAGCAUGAAAUGAGACGGUAUUUGGCAGACAGACGAGUUCAUCCCUUGGAUACAUAUACCAAUGCUGAACUUAUCCAACGCUAUCGAUUUGACAGGGAAGGUAUUCUUUCCAUCACCAAUCUCAUCUACGAUGACAUUGCCCCUAGAGCGAAUCGAAACUUUCCUAUUGAACCCAUAGAUAAGAUAUGCACAGCUUUGCAUUUCUAUGCCACUGGCUGUUUCCAGCGGACUGAUGGCGACACACUUUGUAUCUCUCAACCAUCUGUGUCAAAGAUAAUCACGCAGGUUACCGACGCCUUACUGACCAAACUGCAUCAAUUCGUGCAUCUGCCAAAUGAUGUGGAAAGGCGGCAAAACAUGGACAGAUUUUUUGGUAUCGCUAACUUUCCUGGCAUUGUUGGCCUUAUUGACGGCACCCACGUGAGGAUACAAGGACCAACGGAGAACGAAGAUCAGUACGUCAACAGAAAGAGGUACCACAGCAUCAAUGUUCAAAUAGUGGUAGACGCAAGUUAUAGGAUCAUCAAGAUAGAUGCCCAGUGGCCUGGCAGUGUACACAAUUCACGUAUUUUGAGAGAGAGUGGACUGGGUGAGAUCCUCAACAAUGGAGACGGUCAUCUAUUGGGAGACAGUGGGUAUCCUUCUCGACGACGGUUGGUCACUCCAUUUCUCAGGCCACAGACUCCUGCUGAGGAGCGGUUCAACAGGGCUCACAAGCUUACUUGA